UAAUGCAAAGCUGAAAGUACAAGCAGGACGGAAAGUGAAACCGGGCACAGCCCCCAGUAUAAGACUCCCCUGACCUGGGAGAUGGCUGGCCAUAGAGGCUGGGCCCUGCCAUGGGCCAGAAGGCAGGCGACCUUGGCUGGCGGCUCAGCCUUUUGCUGCUCUCUUUGCUCCUGGUUCGAGCUGGUGUUUGGGGAUUCCCAAGGCCGCCAGGAAGGCACCCUCUGAGCCUGCAGGAGCUGCAGAGGGAGUUCAAGGUCAGCCUCCAUCUCUCCAGGAAACUGCUCUCGGAGGUGCGGGCCCAGGCCCACCGCUUUGCCGAGUCUCAGCUGCCAGGAGUAAACCUGGACCUCCUGCCCCUGGGACAGCAGCUCCCCAACGUUUCCCUGACCUUCCAGGCCUGGUGCAGUCUCUCUGUGAGUGGGGGGCUGCAGGACGCAGAGCGCCUCUGCUUCCUCUCCACCACACUUCGUCCCUUCCAAGCCCUGCUGGGAGGGCUGGGGAGCCAGAGGAGCUGGGCCAGCUCAGAGAGGAUGCAGCUGUGGGCCAUGAGGGUGGACCUCCGCGAUUUGCAGCGGCACCUCCGCUUCCAGGUGCUGGCUGCAGGACUCCACCUCCCCGAGGAAGAGGAGGGUGAGGAGGGGAAGGGGCUGCCCCCAGGGGCUCUGGGCGGCCCCUCCCAGAUGUCAGCCCAGGUACCCUGGCCCCGGCUCCUGUUCACCUAUCAGAUGCUGCACUCCCUGGAACUCGUCUUGUCUCGGGCCGUGAGGGACUUGCUGCUGCUCUCCCAGGCUGGGAACCCAGCCCAGGUCUUGGGGUGUGCUACACUGGCUGGCUCCCGGCCCCAAGGGGGUGGUUUCUAGCCUCUCUUCAUCUGCGAGGCUUUUAAGACUGGAGCCUGAACCAACAGGAGA
Hipposideros armiger (great roundleaf bat) is the source of this 911-nucleotide messenger RNA. RefSeq names its product interleukin 27 (gene IL27). Bases 111 to 860 code for a protein of 249 amino acids. Gene Ontology annotation, biological process: regulation of T-helper 1 cell differentiation; regulation of T cell proliferation. Gene Ontology annotation, molecular function: interleukin-27 receptor binding. NCBI's taxonomy places the organism in Eukaryota, Metazoa, Chordata, Mammalia, Chiroptera, Hipposideridae. The transcript has 5 exons. The record is from RefSeq and is a predicted model, not a curated record.